UAUUAGGGGAAGGAGGGCGGAGGCGGAGGCCAGUUCCCCAGUUCCAGUCGCUGUCGCCUGCACAGUUGCAGCCGCCGCCGCCUCCCACCAGCUCGCCCGAGGAAGAGGGAACGCGCGCAAGCACGGGCGUCCCCGCCCCAGUCUUUCCCCGGAAUCAUGAACCCUAACUGUGCCCGGUGCGGCAAGAUCGUGUACCCCACGGAGAAGGUGAACUGUCUGGAUAAGUUCUGGCAUAAAGCAUGCUUUCACUGCGAGACCUGCAAGAUGACCCUGAACAUGAAGAACUACAAAGGUUAUGAGAAGAAGCCAUACUGCAAUGCACACUACCCCAAGCAGUCCUUCACCAUGGUGGCCGACACUCCGGAAAACCUCCGUCUCAAGCAACAGAGCGAGCUGCAGAGUCAGGUGCGCUACAAGGAGGAGUUUGAGAAGAGUAAGGGCAAAGGCUUCAGCGUGGUGGCAGACACGCCCGAGCUGCAGAGAAUCAAGAAGACCCAGGACCAGAUCAGCAAUAUCAAAUACCAUGAGGAGUUUGAGAAGAGCCGCAUGGGGCCCAGUGGAGGUGAAGGUGUGGAAUCAGAGCGCCGAGACCCCCAGGACGGCAGCAGCUACCGGAGGCCCACAGAGCAGCAACAGCCACAGCCUCACCAUAUCCCGACCAGUGCCCCAGUUUACCAGCAGCCCCAACAGCAGCAGGUGACCCCAUCCUAUGGUGGAUACAAGGAGCCAGCAGCCCCUGUCUCCGUACAGCGCAGUGCCCCAGGUGGCGGUGGGAAACGGUACCGUGCAGUGUAUGACUACAGCGCUGCCGACGAGGACGAGGUCUCCUUCCAGGAUGGGGACACCAUCGUCAAUGUGCAGCAGAUCGAUGACGGAUGGAUGUACGGGACCGUAGAGCGCACCGGUGACACUGGGAUGCUGCCAGCCAACUAUGUUGAGGCCAUCUGAGCCCCGUGCUGCCCCACCCUCUGUCUUCAAUGCAUUCCAUGGCAUCACAUCUGUCCUGGGGCCUGACCCGUCCACCCUUCAGUGUCUCUGUCUUUUAAGAUCUUCAACUGCUUCUUUAUCCCCGCCCCUCCUCCUCCAGCUUCUUUUGCCAAUCCAAGCCUUGUUCUGACCGUGUCGUGGGCUCCUUCCUCUGGCAGGUUUUCCCUUGAACCAAUCAACUGAUUGAUUUUUCUCUCUGGAUGGAAAAGGCUGGGCACUCUGGGGAGGGCAGGAUUGUUCUGAGGCGGGUGGGCUCACAGGGCUGGGCUGAAAUGGGAGACCCAUUAAGGAAAUCAGCUAGACUGGGGGUGGCACCAUACACCCUUAAUCCCAGCAGAGGAUUAAUCCCAGCGAAGGGAGGCAGAGGCAGGCAGAUCUAUGACUUUGAAGCCAGCCUGGUCUACAUCAUGAGUUUCAAGACUACCAGAGCUGUGUAGUGAGACCCUGCCUCAGAGGAAGAUGGUAGUGGUAGUGGUGCUGGGGGGUUGGUUAGCUCCCAGUUUCACUUCCUGCCUUAGGCCCCUCGGAACCCCUGGCCCAGCUCCCUGACACUCUUCCUCCUAGAGCUGGGGUGAGCUGCAAACUCCUCAUUCCUUCCAGUGGGGCUCCACACGUUCCCAGGGGGUGGGUAUUAAGGCCUCAGUUAUGUAGAGAACAAUGUGAUGACCUCUUCCCUACUCCAUCUUCCAGACUCUGCCUCCUUCGGGCAUCCAAAGGAGAGCAGAGUUCCUGCUUCAGGCUAAAUCCCUGCCCCUGUGUGCAGUCCUCACACACGGAGUGUGCCAUUCUGCCCACGCAAACCAAAGGGCGGCCAAAGAGCUCCCCGGAAAUCUCAGCUUGGGUCAAAUUCUUGCCUUAGUUCUAGGGGCAGCAGCAGAAAGGAGGGAACAGGGUGUUCUCCCCCUGGCCUCUUGGCUUCCCGCCUCCCCCAGCCUCCUGGGACUCUAUCUCCCUGGCAGGGAGCCUGCUGCAAAGCAUAGAGCAAGGCAUGCCUUUGGGACUUGACUUAGCCGGUUCUUCCCGCUCCCCUGGGAAAAGGUCUCUGUGUCUCCCCAGAACAAGGCUGGACUGGCUUAGAGCUCUGCAAAACUAGAAAGUGGGAACAGUCUCUGGAGCACAGGAGCCCCCCCCCCCCCUCGCUGGGCAGGUGGGAGAAGGCUUCCGGGUUAGACAUGCGCCUUCCUAUCUGUGUCUGAGACUCCAGACCAAGUCACCCACACUGUGGCACCUCACCUGAGGCUCUCCUGUCCUUGAAGCAAAGGAGAGAGUCCAGGGCUCCAAAGCUGGCAGCACCAUCUCUGGGCUGGUGCUAAGUUCAAGUUCCUCCUUUGCAUCUGGGGCCUGGGACAGCACUAACUUCAUUCAUCUCUGGGUUUUCUUGUCGCUCCUCCCGGGUCCCCUGAUUCUCAUCUUUAUCCUAAGUCCGAUGUCAGGUCCCUUUGCAUACUCAGACCCUGCUGCACAUGAGGUUUGAACCUGAAGAUCUUGGUCAGGCCAGCAAUGUGGUUGUCACGAGGGCUUACUAGAGGAACAUCCUCCUGCCUAGUCAAUCCCUUUACUUCUGACUCUAGCCUGGGUGAAGGCGAGGAGUGGUCUGGUUGGCAGCAUGGGGAGAGCCUUGUAGGAACAUCUCAGGAGCCACUGGGGAGGUGCCACUCCAUUCAUUUCCUCUUGAUCUCAAAGCACAAUGUGGUUCUGGGGAGCAGAGGUCAGGGGCGCCUGUUUUUGGAGGGCCUGUGUUCAGGAGGUGCUACAGUCUCCUGGUUCCUCUCAGUUGGACCUCCCUUCCCAACAUGUCAAGUCAGCUGUUCUAGUGCCCUAGAAGUGGGGGAGACUUUUCACACACCUGCAGAGGGAAGAGGAACUACCUAAGGUGCUGAGGGCCCCAAGCCUGCUGGAGUCCAUACUUUUCUAAGAGCAUCCACCCCUAGAAGAGCACAGAAUCCCCAAGCCCAUGGUCUCCUCCUUUGUAAAGGUCUUUUCAGCCAAUCAAAACCCAGGAAAGAAGGCGCCUUGGCUAGACUGUGAACUUUAACUUUUGUGGACCAAUCCUAUAAUGCAAGAAGCCCCAUGGUGAGGGACAUGGAUUCUCCCCGGGAUGCUUCCUGUUUUCCCUCCCCAUGUCCCUUCAGGGAACUUUUUAUUUUCUAAUAGCUGGACACAAGACAAAAAGUACCACCCCACACAGAGCCUGUAUUUAAACAGAAACAGAAGUGACCCUGUGAAGUCCGCCUCUGUCCAACAUUUCAUCUGUGUGUGAGUGUGUGUGUGUGUGUGUGUGUGUGAAGCCACCCACUCAUCUUUUAUAUCAGGUUAUCAUCUUUCUUUGGUAUGUUUGGUCCCCUCCCUCCUGGCCUAGUGCUUGGGAUCAAUUCUUUCUGGCCUAUUAUGAUUUUGAACAUUGACUUGAACCACAAAGUGAAUCUUUAUCCUAGUGACUCAAAUAAAAGUGUAAUUUUUACCUGC
Apodemus sylvaticus (European woodmouse) is the source of this 3453-nucleotide messenger RNA. RefSeq names its product LIM and SH3 protein 1 (gene Lasp1). The transcript is spliced from 7 exons. NCBI's taxonomy places the organism in Eukaryota, Metazoa, Chordata, Mammalia, Rodentia, Muridae. Gene Ontology annotation, cellular component: focal adhesion. Gene Ontology annotation, molecular function: actin filament binding. The record is from RefSeq and is a predicted model, not a curated record. Bases 157 to 948 code for a protein of 263 amino acids.